GAAAGAAAGUGCAGUGAUCCUGGUGUUUCCCGACAGUGACCUCUCAAACAGGACCUCUGAGCAAAAAAUCCCAGCACCUGUUGUACAUCAAGGAGUAAUCUGAACCCGAAGUUGUGAAACCAGCAAUCUGUCAACAGCGAUCAGGUCGACGCGUACUUAUCGGAACAGGGCCGCUGGAGAGCUGUUCGCACCACAUCGACUUGGAAGCCCCUUUUCGCGCGAACACACCUCCCAUCACCACAAAGCCGUCCACCAUGGCCUCCCAACUCGAGUCCUUCAGCAAGUGGCUGCAGCUCAAGAUCUACCAGUUCGAGGUGCACUUCAGCGUAUAUAUCUUCACGCCGUUCGAGAAAUUCGUCAUCUACUCGGUCCUCUUCCUGCUCAUCUCCCUCACUUUCAUCGCCACCGUCCUCUACCUCCCGCAGCACGUGCAGUUCAUCAUCAGCCGCGCGUGGUUCUACAUGCACGGCGACGCGUGCGAUUCGGCCGGGGAGUUGGCUAAGGGCGUGGUGACCUCGGUUACUGGAAUGGCGGCGCAGACGGCGGUAGAUGCUAUGAGGGAACUAUGAGCGUAUGGGAGUACAUACUCUUUUGGUUAAUGGGCCUUUUUUUUUCUUUUUUUUUUUGGUGGUUGAGGACUGGGCUGGUUUCAUGGGUUGUAUUUACUUGGUUGGAGAGGAUGGUAAUGCUGCGACGCGAAGGCGGGUGUCGAUGGUCGAGGCGGGCGGUGUCUUCUCGGUUGGUCGCAUACCGAUGAC
Molecule: messenger RNA, 758 nt
Organism: Chaetomium strumarium
Lineage: Eukaryota; Fungi; Ascomycota; Sordariomycetes; Sordariales; Chaetomiaceae
Exons: 2
Coding region: 255-569 (104 amino acids)
Source: RefSeq, a predicted model, not a curated record